AUGCCCGGCACGAGGAAUAUUACGUUUGGAGGUAAAAAGGGAGUCUGUACAUCAGAUGAAGCGAUUGACUAUGGUACACUUCCAAAGUUUCCAAGCAAACCUCCGGGACUGUUUGGUUUAUUUGUGGAAGAAAAUUUUUCCAAAGUCCAAAGUGGUGUUGCUGAAGGAAAAAGCGCUACUGAUAUUAGAACAGAGUUGUCCAUCAAAUGGAAGAGUCUUUCGAGUGUUGAGAAAGCGCACUUGAAACACAAACAUGAUGUUUUGAAAGAGGAAUACAAACAAGAAGUCAUGAAUUUCUGGAAAGGACUGAACCCCGAGCGUCGAGUUCUUCUGGAGAAAUCGCAAGGUCCGAAAUUACGGCAACUCGCACAUGCAAGGCGAGAGCUUUUAGGAUACCCAGAGAAGCCUCCAUCUCCCUUUCUGCUUUUCGUGCAGAAAAACGCCAAAAAUGUGAACGCUUCGUCUGUAAUUGAGCGAACGAAGAUAUUGGGUAAAAAAUGGAAGGAAAUGUCGGCUGAUGAAAAGGAAGUAUUCUUCAUCGAAAGCCAUAAAGCGAACCAACAGUACUACCACGACGUGGCUAAAUGGAAAGAAAAGCACCCUGAAAUCGCUUGA
Molecule: messenger RNA, 615 nt
Organism: Stylophora pistillata
Lineage: Eukaryota; Metazoa; Cnidaria; Anthozoa; Scleractinia; Pocilloporidae
Product: HMG box-containing protein 5
Biological process (GO): regulation of transcription by RNA polymerase II
Source: RefSeq, a predicted model, not a curated record